Messenger RNA from Fibroporia radiculosa, 1572 nucleotides. RefSeq lists its product as uncharacterized. Gene Ontology annotation, biological process: regulation of transcription by RNA polymerase II. The record is from RefSeq and is a predicted model, not a curated record. The coding region runs from base 1 to 1572 and encodes 523 amino acids. The transcript is spliced from 3 exons. Gene Ontology annotation, cellular component: nucleus. Lineage: Eukaryota; Fungi; Basidiomycota; Agaricomycetes; Polyporales; Fibroporiaceae. Gene Ontology annotation, molecular function: DNA-binding transcription factor activity, RNA polymerase II-specific; sequence-specific double-stranded DNA binding.
AUGAAUAAUACACCGCCAGGCACUUCGUCUUCCGGUAAUCCUUCAGACGACUUCAAAAGAAGCCACAUACAUCGUCCUUCUUCAAGAUAUACACUCUUUUCUCACUCGACCCUUCACGACCCUCAAGAAGCUGUACUCGCCGACCAUUACCAGGCGCCGUCCGAAUCGCGACCAUCCCAGGAAGAAGCUUCACCUCGCCGUCGUGACACUAUGGAGGAGGAGCGUAGGGAGCAUGCUGAACGAUCAAGUCCUUCAAUAUCAUCCUCACAGGGGGACAUGGCCGACACUGAGAUGGAAGCCGGUCCAAGUCAGUCGUCUGACGCGCAGGCUCAACUGAUGACUUCGCCUCCCAAAAAAAAGAGAACACGGACUUUGACUACUCCACACCAGUCUGCUGUUCUUCAUGCCCUUCUUGCCCAGUCUCGCUUCCCUACUACGGCGAUGCGCGAAGAGGUGGGGCGUGCCAUUGGGCUCAGCGCCCGCAAGGUUCAGAACCAGCGCCAGAAGGCCAGGCGGCCUCGGGGCCAAGCCACUGCGCCUCUGACGCGUCCUCCUCAGUUUGGAGCAUUCUCUAAUGCCCCGCCCGGUCCCUCGAGCGAGGUGAGCAUUCCACUGGGGUCGGCACAGGGAAGCUCUGCAUCUGCGCAUGCGCAUGGCGGACCUCCGCCUUCGCUGUCGGAACUUGCCAGCCAACACGAGGCACAUGCGACACAAAGCUAUCCGGGAUCUGUGAGCGGAUCGCAGCUGUCGGGUCCCGGGAUUCCUGGCCCAAGCAGUGCGAUUCGUGCGCACCCUACCUUGCCGAGAGAAGCACGGGAUUCCACGGCAUCACAAGAACGUCUCGCGUCCUCAAUGAGUUUUUUACCCAUGGGUCCCACGUCCCUGCGCCCCUCUCGCCCUCUUGCUGCUGACGAAGCGGCGGCGGAGGGUUAUCGUGCGCAGGCCGGGCACCCGCCACGUUCACGGCUGCUGUCCGACGAUCUGGGAGCACAGCAGCCAGAUUUUCCCAUUACACUUGCUCCCAUUCUGAUGGAGGACAAUCUCCGUCCUCCGAACAUCGGGCCUCAUCAUGCCGCUUCCCCGCGUUUUGCUGCUUCUCCUACACCUGAUCUUUCUAUGGGUGAUCCCCACCGCCUGCCGCAGGCAUCGUAUCUCUCGGAACCUACGUUUGUACAACGACCUCUUCUCAACAUUCCUCCGCCAUUUACGUUGCAGCCUCGGCCACAGUGGGACGACCUUGCAUUCUCGCCGUUCUCUCGCCCCAGGACGUCGCCUCAGUCGCGCACCAGUAAUCCUUUCCACGCUGUUCCUGGGGAUGCACCCUUCCUACCUCCCGUUGAGUCUCCAACACCACGUCCAUGGACGAGCUUCUCUCAGAUGCCGAACAGACCCAGGGUACCAGAAGGUGUCUCUGAUCCAACUCUCUCUCCAACUGCUCCAUCGUCGCGGACCCGGUCAGCUCGUCCUGGCCCUUCUUUCUCUCAACAUAUACUUCCUAGCUUCACCGGUCCCCGUACUGGAUCGCGCCCUUCUGACGAUGCAGUGAAUGAGAGGUUCAACGUUCCCCCUUGA